AUAAGCUGUUUUCUGAUAUAUGUUGGGUACCAUAGAGUGAGACUGAGAACAGGAAGCGGAGGCAGAAUCACAGAGGAUUCUGGAAAGGUCUCUGUGUUUUCUUUUCCACUGAGAAUACAGAAAUUAUAAUUAAUUAGUAAAGCUUUGUGGAUGGAAAUCUGGACUAUUUUAGGAGGAGACAUAUAUUAUUUUUGGAUGCUGGGCUUUGCUGUGGUUGUUCAUUCUCCUUCAAUCAGAGUUUCUACAGUGGCUGCUCAUUCUCACUAUAUUUGGAUAAAAAUGUUACUGAGGGCUGCUUUGGCAAGAGCAGAGACCUAAAAGAGAGGGAUGUCUUCUUCUUCUUUUCUUCUCUAGGAGUAAAAGCAAAAUAACAACAAUAUAAAAAAGAACAAAAAAAAAUCCAGAAAUACAUCUAGAUGAGAUAUCCAAAUGAGAAUAAAUGUCUCAAAGACAGCUCAUCUCAAUCUCAAUGGCUGAAGACAAAAAUUUGUAAGAUGUUGGAAAAAUAUGUCUAUGUGAAUAUGUAGACUUACCUCUACCGCAAUUAAUUUUGAGAAGCUUUGGACACAGGAGCAAAGAAUGAGAGUCUUAAUGAAACUUCAGUCUUGAAGAAGCUUCAGCUCCCAAGGAGAAACUUUUCUUGUCAAUUCCAUUUUCUGUGAGAAAUGCAGUUUUUUUUUCACGUUAGCACAGGAUACGUAAGCUAAAUUCUGAGAUUUGGCAUUUUUAGAAAAAUAAAGGUCAUUCUUAUGCAAGAAGCUAAAAGUAAUUAAAUUUGCAGGAUGAAAACAUGGCACAGGCACUGCUGGCACCACCUGGACCUGAAAGCUUCCGCUAUUUUACUAGAGAUUCUCUCGCAGCUAUUGAAAAGCGUUGUGCAGAAGAAAAAGCUAAAAAGCCCAAGCAAGAACAUACAGAUGAUGAUGACGAAAAUGGUCCAAAACCAAACAGUGACUUGGAGGCAGGAAAGACACUGCCAUUUAUUUAUGGUGACAUACCUCCAGGAAUGGUAUCUGAACCUUUGGAAGACCUGGACCCAUAUUAUAUCAAUAAAAAAACUUUCAUAGUAUUGAAUAAGGGAAAAGCAAUUUUCCGAUUCAGCGCCACAUCUGCCUUGUAUAUUUUAACUCCUUUUAAUCCCAUCAGAAAAAUUGCUAUCAAGAUUUUGGUACAUUCAUUAUUCAGCAUGCUUAUCAUGUGCACUAUUUUGACCAAUUGUGUAUUUAUGACCAUGAGUAACCCUCCAGACUGGACAAAGAAUGUAGAGUACACUUUCACUGGAAUUUAUACCUUUGAAUCACUUAUCAAAAUUCUUGCAAGGGGCUUCUGCUUAGAAGGUUUUACUUUUCUGCGAGACCCAUGGAACUGGCUUGACUUCAGUGUCAUUUUAAUGGCAUAUGUGACAGAGUUUGUGGACCUGGGCAAUGUCUCAGCGUUGAGAACAUUCAGAGUUCUCCGAGCUUUGAAAACAAUAUCAGUCAUUCCAGGCCUGAAGACUAUUGUGGGAGCCCUAAUUCAAUCUGUGAAGAAGCUCUCAGAUGUGAUGAUCCUGACUGUGUUUUGUCUGAGUGUAUUUGCACUGAUAGGGCUGCAGCUGUUCAUGGGCAACUUGAGGAAUAAAUGCCUGCAGUGGCCUCCAGACAAUUCUACUUUUGAAAUAAGCAUUAUUUCCUACUUUAACAGCACAAUGAAUGAAAAUGGUACAUUUGUUAAUAUGACAGUGAGCACAUUUAACUGGAAGGAUUACAUUGAGGAUGAAACUCAUUUUUACAUUUUGGAAGGACAAAGAGAUGCCCUACUUUGUGGUAAUAGCUCUGAUGCAGGGCAAUGCCCAGAAGGGUAUAUAUGUGUGAAAGCUGGUAGAAACCCCAAUUAUGGUUACACAAGUUUUGACACCUUCAGUUGGGCUUUUUUGUCAUUGUUUCGGCUAAUGACUCAGGACUUCUGGGAAAACCUGUAUCAGCUGACCCUGCGUGCUGCUGGGAAGACAUACAUGAUAUUUUUUGUUCUGGUGAUUUUUUUGGGCUCUUUCUAUCUGAUCAACUUGAUCCUGGCUGUGGUUGCCAUGGCCUAUGAAGAACAGAAUCAGGCAACCAUGGAAGAAGCAGAGCAGAAAGAGGCAGAAUUUCAGCAGAUGCUGGAGCAACUGAAGAAGCAACAAGAAGAAGCUCAGACAACAGCAGCAGUAGCAGCAGCAUCAGUUGCAUCAAGAGAUUUCAGUGGUGUAGGGGGAUUAGGAGAACUCUUGGAAAGCUCUUCAGAAGCAUCAAAGUUGAGCUCAAAGAGUGCUAAAGAAAGAAGAAACAGAAGGAAGAAAAGAAGACAAAGAGAAAUGUCUGAAGCAGAGGACAAAGGAGAUAUUGAUAAAUUUCCCAAGUCUGAGUCAGAAGACAGUAUCAGAAGAAAAAGUUUCCGCUUCUCCACAGAAGGAAGUCAACUGACAUAUGAAAAAAGGCUCACAUCUCCUCACCAGUCUUUGUUAAGCAUUCGUGGUUCUCUGUUCUCACCAAGGCGCAACAGCAAAACAAGCAUUUUCAGUUUCAGAGGUCAUGCAAAGGAUAUAGGAUCAGAAAAUGACUUUGCUGAUGAUGAGCACAGCACUCUUGAAGACAAUGAGAGCAGAAGAGAUUCUCUCUUCGUUCCAAAUCGACAUGGAGAACGGCGCAACAGUAAUAUCAGUCAGGCAAGUGUGUCAUCUAGAAUGAUACCAGCCCUUCCAGUAAAUGGGAAGAUGCACAGCACUGUGGAUUGCAAUGGAGUAGUUUCCUUGGUUGGAGGACCUUCAGCUUUAACUUCACCCACUGGUCAGCUCCUACCAGAGGGUACCACUACAGAAACAGAAAUAAGGAAAAGAAGACUGAGUUCUUACCAGAUUUCCAUGGAAAUGCUGGAAGAGUCUGCUGCAAGACAAAGAGCAAUGAGCAUAGCCAGCAUUCUUACAAAUACAAUGGAAGAGCUUGAAGAAUCCAGACAGAAAUGUCCACCAUGCUGGUACAGAUUUGCAAACACUUUCUUGAUCUGGGAUUGCUGGAGUCCAUGGUUAAAAGUAAAGCAUGUCGUCAAUUUAGUUGUGAUGGAUCCAUUUGUUGAUCUUGCUAUAACUAUUUGCAUUGUUUUAAACACCUUGUUUAUGGCCAUGGAACAUUACCCAAUGACAGAACAGUUUAGCAGUGUCCUUUCUGUGGGGAACCUGGUAUUCACUGGAAUAUUCACAGCAGAAAUGGUACUAAAGAUAAUUGCCAUGGACCCUUACUAUUAUUUCCAAGAAGGCUGGAAUAUUUUUGAUGGUAUUAUCGUUAGCCUUAGUUUAAUGGAGCUUGGUCUUGCAAAUGUUGAAGGAUUAUCUGUUCUUCGAUCAUUCAGAUUGCUUCGAGUUUUCAAGUUGGCAAAAUCUUGGCCAACUUUAAAUAUGCUGAUUAAGAUUAUUGGCAACUCAGUGGGGGCUCUAGGGAAUCUGACCCUGGUGCUGGCCAUCAUCGUGUUCAUUUUCGCUGUGGUUGGGAUGCAGCUCUUUGGGAAAAGCUACAAGGAAUGUGUCUGCAAGAUCUCCAGUGACUGUGAACUUCCACGCUGGCACAUGCAUGACUUUUUCCACUCUUUCCUGAUUGUAUUCCGAGUGCUGUGUGGAGAAUGGAUAGAAACGAUGUGGGACUGCAUGGAGGUUGCAGGCCAAACCAUGUGCCUUAUUGUUUUCAUGCUGGUCAUGGUGAUUGGAAACCUGGUGGUACUGAACCUAUUUCUGGCCUUGCUGCUGAGCUCAUUUAGUUCAGACAACCUUGCUGCUACAGAUGAUGAUAAUGAAAUGAACAAUCUCCAGAUUGCUGUGGCAAGGAUCCAGAAGGGAAUAGAUUAUGUUAAAAAAAAGAUACAGGAGUUCAUCCAAAAAGCCUUCGUUAGAAAGCAGAAAUCUUUAGAGGAAAUCAAAGCACUUGAAGAGCUAAACAACAAGAAAGACAGCUGCAUUUCCAAUCAUACUGCUGUUGAAAUAAGCAAAGAUCUGAAUUAUCUGAAAGACGGGAAUGGAACCACCAGUGGUGUAGGCACAGGUAGCAGUGUGGAAAAAUACGUAAUUGAUGAAAAUGAUUAUAUGUCAUUCAUAAACAACCCAGGCCUCACUGUGACAGUGCCCAUUGCAGUUGGAGAAUCAGAUUUUGAAAAUUUAAAUACAGAAGAAUUUAGCAGUGAAUCUGAUUUGGAAGAAAGCAAACAGAAACUAAAUGCAUCAAGCUCAUCAGAAGGCAGCACAGUUGAUAUUGCUCCUCCUGGAGAGGGCGAGCAAGCAGAAAUUGAAAGUGAAGAAGCUCUUGAACCAGAAGCCUGUUUUACAGAAGGUUGUGUGCAGAAAUUUCCGUGUUGUCAAGUAAGUAUAGAGGAUGGCAAAGGAAAAACUUGGUGGAAUCUUAGAAAGACCUGCUACAGCAUAGUUGAACACAACUGGUUUGAGACUUUCAUUGUAUUCAUGAUUCUCCUCAGCAGUGGAGCACUAGCUUUUGAAGAUAUAUAUAUUGAACAACGCAAAACUAUCAAGACCAUGCUGGAAUAUGCUGACAAAGUUUUUACGUAUAUUUUCAUUUUGGAAAUGCUUUUAAAAUGGGUAGCAUAUGGUUUUCAAAUAUAUUUUACUAAUGCCUGGUGCUGGCUGGACUUCCUGAUUGUUGAUGUCUCAUUGGUUAGUUUAAUAGCCAAUGCUCUGGGCUAUUCUGAACUUGGUGCCAUUAAAUCACUACGGACUUUAAGAGCUUUAAGACCUUUAAGAGCCUUGUCACGAUUUGAAGGAAUGAGGGUGGUUGUAAAUGCCCUUGUCGGAGCAAUCCCUUCUAUCAUGAAUGUAUUGCUGGUAUGUCUUAUAUUCUGGCUAAUCUUCAGCAUCAUGGGAGUAAACCUGUUUGCUGGAAAAUUCUAUCACUGUGUCAACACCACGACUGGUGAGAUGUUUGAUAUCAGUGAUGUCAACAAUUAUACUCAGUGUCAGGAACUCAUAAAAAACAAUCAAAGUGCCCGAUGGAAAAAUGUGAAAGUAAACUUCGAUAAUGUAGGAGCUGGAUAUCUUGCUCUGCUUCAAGUAGCUACUUUCAAAGGAUGGAUGGAUAUUAUGUAUGCUGCUGUUGAUUCACGAGAUGUAGAAGAUCAACCCAAGUACGAGGACAACUUGUAUAUGUAUCUCUAUUUUGUCAUCUUUAUCAUAUUUGGAUCAUUUUUCACCUUGAACCUUUUCAUUGGUGUCAUUAUAGACAACUUCAACCAACAAAAAAAGAAGUUUGGAGGUCAGGAUAUAUUUAUGACAGAAGAACAGAAGAAAUAUUACAAUGCAAUGAAAAAACUGGGAUCCAAAAAGCCACAGAAACCUAUUCCGAGGCCAGUGAACAAAUUCCAAGGCAUGAUCUUUGAUUUUGUAACUAAACAAGUAUUUGACAUCAGCAUCAUGAUACUCAUCUGCCUUAACAUGGUAACAAUGAUGGUAGAAACAGACGACCAGAGUAAAGAAAUGGAAACAAUUUUAUCUCGGAUUAACCUGGUGUUCAUUAUCCUUUUCACUGGAGAAUUUGUGCUGAAACUGAUUUCACUUCGACAUUACUACUUCACUAUAGGCUGGAAUAUUUUUGAUUUUGUCGUCGUCAUUCUCUCCAUAGUAGGUAAGAGCAAUUCCCUUUCUAGAAAUAACUAGUGGAAGGAAUAGAGGGAGCAUUUGUUUCAAGAAUGUUACGAUACUGGAGAUGAAAUUUUCUGUUUCCUUGUUGACUUACAUGUUGAUUCAUAUCUUCAUACUUUAUGGCAUACAAUAUAUGAAAUGUUGCAUAUAAGAUUUUUAUCUUUCCCAUUAGAUUUACUGUCACUUUCCAUAGCAAAAGACACAAAGGAACUGUUUGGCACAUUAGAUUAACAUGCACAAAUAUAAAGAGUAGUAUUCAGUGAUAUACACAAACUAACCCCAGAUUUGCUUUCAGUACGAAAACUGGAAACUAUGUGAAAGAGGUGAGAUUUUUCUUUACUUCUGCUGAGAUCUUGGUAAAGAGAUUUCUGUCAGUUAAAAGCUAAUGACUCUCCAUGGUGCAAAUGAGGCAUGUGACAAAACUUUAUUCUUAAAGAGUGAUAUAUCUGAGAGAUUUGCUGAUACAGCGUAGAUCUGUUAAAAAAUCAUUGAUUUGCAAAAAUUAGGCCAACAUUAUCCUUCAUAAAAGACAGUGGUUAUAGGCUCACCAUCAAGAAUUAAAUGUAUUUAAGACAUAAAUUUCCCUUUCCCAAUAGACUUUCUUUUACUUAUUUCCCUUCUCUGAGAUAGCAUUUCAACAUGAGGAAGAUGCUUCCACCUUAAUAACAGCUUUCAAUAAAAUGUAAUAACUGCUAUAAUGUUUUACUAUAACAUAGACUCCCUAUACUGAUUGUUUUGGAGAUAGCAAUACAUAAAUCUUUCUAUAGGUAAUGAAUAAAUUUAAAAUUGAUGUAAUUAUUUACUUUUUUUU
Molecule: messenger RNA, 6461 nt
Organism: Empidonax traillii (willow flycatcher)
Lineage: Eukaryota; Metazoa; Chordata; Aves; Passeriformes; Tyrannidae
Product: sodium channel protein type 3 subunit alpha
Exons: 29
Coding region: 791-5665 (1624 amino acids)
Biological process (GO): membrane depolarization during action potential; sodium ion transmembrane transport; neuronal action potential
Cellular component (GO): axon; voltage-gated sodium channel complex; plasma membrane
Molecular function (GO): voltage-gated sodium channel activity
Source: RefSeq, a predicted model, not a curated record